AUGUACAGUCUUAGAGGUUGCGGUGGCAACCAUUUCGGCAUGUUUGCAGGUACGCGGUCCGACUUCAUCAUUACACAACAUCCCGAAUUUAAUCUCGGUCGGGUCGCCAGCGAGCAAGGACUCGGAAAUCAGUGGGACACCAGUCGAUGUGCUUCCCGCGUCAACAGGAGCUUCGUCCUGCAGCGCCUCCAUGAAAGUCGCCUCCAGGGCUCUCCUCGCCUUCGUGGGCCGCGAGAACACGGGCUCACGCUGAAAGAUCGGGCUCUGGUUCGUGCGGCAACGUUGCCCAGCGGCAUGUUCGACACCCUGAACCCGGAGGCUUCAGCGGACGAUCUUUUCAAGUCCAUGAAGGCCUUCGCCUUGCGCAAGAAGCGAGGAGAAGUGCCUCAGGUGCCUCAGGCUCAUGCUGGAAGAAAAAAAUUCCGCUAUCCACAAGGAAUCGGACAAUACAACUACACCGUGCCGGAGCAAGCUCUGCCGAUUUUACAGAAGUUUCAGAGACCCCUGGUAAAUCCACCCAUCUUGCCAAAAGCUGCUUGA
Symbiodinium sp. CCMP2592 is the source of this 540-nucleotide messenger RNA. The record is from the annotation of a GenBank genome assembly. NCBI's taxonomy places the organism in Eukaryota, Dinophyceae, Suessiales, Symbiodiniaceae.